This is a messenger RNA of Physcomitrium patens, 3219 nucleotides long. RefSeq lists its product as uncharacterized. NCBI's taxonomy places the organism in Eukaryota, Viridiplantae, Streptophyta, Bryopsida, Funariales, Funariaceae. The record is from RefSeq and is a predicted model, not a curated record. Gene Ontology annotation, biological process: protein phosphorylation. Gene Ontology annotation, cellular component: cytoplasm. Gene Ontology annotation, molecular function: protein serine/threonine kinase activity; ATP binding.
UCAAGACAGGCUGUCCGCCUGAGCUUUGCAGGGACGGGCUUUGUGGAGAUGGCGAUGGUGCUCUCGUCGUCGUCGUUUUGCUUCAAGAAUUCGUUUUCAGUCCCCUCGGAGCGGCCAGAUCACUAUUGGUAUCCACACAGCAUUCUAGCCCCUGAAGUUUGCUUGUCCGUGUGCCCGACCUACACUCCUUGCCAGAGAGCAUGACAUCACUACUCGGAGGGGAAUUAAAUCGAUUCUUUAGCCAUGAUUGCGGUUCUACUGCAGCAUUGGAGCGAGCUGGUUUCUAUUAGUUCUAGGGUUUGUGGGAGGGUUUUAGGGUUAGGCGAAAGGUGAAGGGAGAAAGAGGUGUUAGAUGGCGAGGAUUAGGAUCACAUUGCAGGUGUAGUGAAGUGGAGGGAGUUCAGGUGCCAGGGUGGCAUUGCUGGGGUUUUUUUUCUAGGGAAACGAAGGGGGUCAUGUGGAGCUGCAGGUGCACGAAGUUGUGGAGAGUGAAUGUAAUAAGCGUUUGAGUUGUGGAUGCUGCGGGAGUUGACGAUGAAUGUGCUAUGAAAAUGGAGUUUGGAGUUGGUUUAUGACGUGCUCUUGAGAGCUGAGGAAGCCUUUGAGGGACGAGGAGAUUUGGUAGUAAGUUUGGUCCACUUUCUGCAAUGGAGCAUGACGAGGAUGUUGAUGAUGAGAUUCACGGAGCUGUGGACAGUGCCAUGGAGGCUAGGUUUGAGAAUCUGAGGUUGAUUGGCAAAGGUUCCUUCGGGGAUGUUUUCAGUGGAUUUGACAAGGAGUUAAACAAAGAAGUAGCAAUUAAAGUCAUUGACUUGGAGGAAGCAGAGGACGAAGUUGAGGAUAUUCAGAAGGAAAUCUCUGUACUAUCACAGUGCCGGUCACCUCACAUCACAGAAUAUUAUGGGUCUUACUUGCACGCAACGAAAUUAUGGAUUGUUAUGGAAUACAUGGCAGGUGGUUCUGUAUUAGACUUGCUUGAGACCGGACCACCACUCGAUGAAGUUUCUAUAGCAUGCAUUUUACGGGAGCUGUUGCUAUCACUUGAUUACCUACAUUCGGAAGGAAAAAUCCAUCGCGACAUUAAAGCUGCCAACAUCCUACUUACGGCUAAUGGAGAUGUUAAGGUUGCAGACUUUGGAGUUUCCGCCCAGCUGACACGGACUAUGUCCAAACGCAAGACGUUUGUUGGAACUCCAUUCUGGAUGGCUCCAGAGGUUAUACAGAACUCUGGAGAUGGCUACGAUGAGAAGGCAGAUAUAUGGUCAUUGGGAAUCACUGCCAUUGAAAUGGCGAAAGGGGAACCACCUUAUGCUGAUUUACACCCUAUGCGGGUGCUCUUUCUAAUUCCCAAGAACAAUCCCCCACAGCUAGAUGAUCAUUAUUCGCGUCCAUUCAAAGAGUUCGUAUCUUUUUGUCUCAAGAAGAAUCCUGCUGAGAGGCCAAGCGCGAAGGAGCUUUUGAGGCAUCGAUUUGUCAAGAAUGCCCGGAAGAGUACCAGGCUUCUUGAUAGGAUAAGAGAACGGCCGAAAUCGCACAUUAGCAAGAGCAAAGACGUACCCAGACCAGCUGAAGCUUUUGAGAAUGAGAGUAGCAGUAAGGAAAUGGGAGCGAAGGGUGAUAAUGGUGUCUACCCUCCUCUGAGCUCUCGGCGCAAGCCUCUCAGAGAUGCCAGUUGGGACUUUGGGACUGGCACUAUUCACACUACUGGCACUCUUCGAAGCGGCUCGACGAAUUUGUAUACAGACCAAGAUAGGACUGGCGGGAAUGAAAAUACCGUACUUUCAGGCAGUGAAGCUUUGCCCAGCCUUCUGAGCAAAGCUGAACUUGAUUAUCAAAUUGAUGCCGGACUCAGGGAUGCCAGUAUGGAUGGGAAUGGGUUUCGUAGGAAUAGCUUCGGUAUUCAAAGAAAAUUAGAUACUGAACAGUACUCUCCGAGUGACUAUGGGUCCUAUGCAAGCGCCAGUGGCACUGUGAAGGCCGCGUCUACCCUAGAACGACCCUCUCUGAAGUCUUUGUCGACCUCCUUGGCUAACACUGGAGGUAAUCGUAAUGAAGAGGCCUCUGAAAUUUUUGCAAGCGGGACUAUAGUACGAAGCAGCACGCCCGACGAGGGGGGCUCUGUUCCAGGAACUCCGAAGGCUAAGCAAGAACCUCGAGAAGACAGUGCAACAAAUCUUGCCGAGGCAAAAGCUGCCCUUCAGGCCGGAAUGAGAAAAGGAGGGCCAAGGGGCCCUGCGCCUGUGAAAUUACGAAAGGAGGCAUUGGAGUACGCAAGUGACCCUCGAGAGACUCCUCGAGAAACCCCUAAAGCAACACCGCGGGCAAGUGCACGGGCUAGUGAGGAGGAUGUUGCUCGAGCAGCUGCAGCUGGUGCAUCUGCUGCCUUGGCUCUACUUUUAAUCCCUGCUCUUAAGGAGACCGCAGCGGAGCAGUCAGAAGGGCCUGCCUUAAGGGCUGCAGCUGAUGCAGCCGACGCUUUGAUGGAUUUGGAGCGGCUGGCGCCAGGUGCUUGUGAAGUUCUCGUUAGCAAACUGUUACGACAAUUAGCAAGGAAGGACCAAGCUCCCGUGAAAGGUUUGCAGAAUCUGGCGCGCCGGCUGCUGUCUUCGUCAGAUAAUGGCAGUGAAGUUGGGCAUAUCCCAUCUUCACGCGAUCAGCCUGGGAAUGUCAGACACAGAUUUCAGAGGGACAAAACUGAUGAUUCGGGUUUGAGUCCAGUGGCUUCAUUCUUACUUCACAGGUGGCAAAAUCAAGUCGCAAAAGACCUUAACGCACGUCGCUAGAAUUUCAUCUGCAAAGUCUAGUCAAGCUAUAAAGCACAAGCGGGAGGAAUGCAAACAGGACAUGCCAUGAGCACAUGCCUGGAUCCAUGAUCACCAGCGCCCUAAGUGAUGCGAUGUGUGAGAUACCAGACCUCUAAAUCCACAUGUAUAUUAUGGCCCCAGAUACAAAAACCACGUAUUUUCAGCACGUGUGUUGCCUUCUCGGUGUGAAAAAGCCCCAUAAUCUGUCAUUCUGCCUCCAGAGCAGUGACUGGACCUCCAUACUUACACUGACCCUUUCAUGGGACACUUAGCUGGCUUAUAGGAGAAGGGAAGCCAGGCCAGGCCGGGCACAAAGAAGCCUAGUACCUGGGGUACUGUUGCUUCUAGGGUUCGGAACUCAUGGCUGAACAGAAUUGUGUUUUCUGCAAUAAAGUUUAUGUGCUGCUGCUUUGCA